Messenger RNA from Anoplophora glabripennis (Asian longhorned beetle), 3249 nucleotides. RefSeq names its product UPF0047 protein YjbQ. The record is from RefSeq and is a predicted model, not a curated record. NCBI's taxonomy places the organism in Eukaryota, Metazoa, Arthropoda, Insecta, Coleoptera, Cerambycidae. Bases 210 to 722 code for a protein of 170 amino acids. The transcript has 3 exons.
AGAAACGAACUGCUGAUACUGCGGCAAGAAAGUUGUAACCUUUUAUUUUCUCUUGAACUGUUUUAUAUAAAAUUCCCGAUGAUUUGCUCAUGAUAAUAAUGAUUUUUUCGAUAUAUGAAAGUGUUUUUGUGGUGUUCUAUUGUUCUAAUUGUUUGUGAGUUUAUAAAUAAACGUUCAAACUGGCGACCGACAGUGAUAGCAAGUCAAACAUGGCUUCUUCAGCGAGAAUUAUUCAAAGUAAUUCCGCAUGGUUUCAGAAAAAGAUUAAUCUGAGGCCGCAACAUCGGGGCGUCCAUCUAGUUACCGAGGAAAUCCUCAGACAAAUACCGGAGUUAUCCCAGUUUGCCAUGGGAUUAUGUCAUGUCCAAAUUCUUCACACCAGUGCCAGUCUGGCUUUAAAUGAAAGUUGGGAUCCAGAUGUCCGAGAUGAUAUGGAAAUGAUGUUAAAUAAGAUUGUUCCCGAGGGGUUGCCUUACAGGCAUUCGUGCGAAGGACCAGACGACAUGCCGGCCCACGUGAAAGCGUGUUUCCUGGGCUCAUCCUUAACGAUCCCGAUAACCGAGGGCAAGCUGAACCUGGGCACGUGGCAGGGCGUCUGGCUCUGCGAACACCGGGACCACGCCGGCUCUCGAAAGUUGCUUAUAACCCUGAAUGGCUGCCUUCGAGAUGCCACCUGCACCCCACUGUCCCCCGUCAGCCCCAUGGCCAGCACGAGCAGUUAGGGAAAACACUCGGGGCACUCACUGUCCAAGCACUGACUGCCCCGAGUACUACGGAAACGACAAAGUUAGUGGCACAGACUAAAAAAAUAAAAUAUUACGACAAUAUGUACAUAGCUGUACAUUGUAUGAUAAUGAUCAUUUGUUUUUGGGUUGUAGUUAUGUGGGAUUGAUUAUUUUUCCUUUUUAUUCCUUUUAAUAUAAGAUAGUGUUUUAUUUUCCAUGUAGCGGGAUCCGUUCCAUUAUUAUUAUUAUUUUAUUCAUCGUGAACGGCAGUAAACUCAAAAUGCCAAUGCUAAGUAUAAGUCGGGGAUAUUUUCUAAGAGUGUAACAAAAAAUACUGAUUUGUGACUACGUUAAUCUACUUUAGGUCACUUUUUUUUUAACGAUUAAUUAAAAUAGUGUGUUUUUGGGUAAAACUAUGUUUGAACUUGUGUUUUCUUUGUAUGGUGUGUUAAAUGGGGGUGGUAAAAUUUUACCGAAACUAAUUUUACCUUGAAAUACGCAAAAUUGGAAGGUUUUUUGACUGGGAGCAGUGAUGUACCACUAAAGUCAUGUAUCGCUGUCUUAUACGCGGCAAAUUAUUCUCUUAUAACGAAAGUAAACAUAAAUGAAACACUAUUCUAUCCUUUAGGUGCUGUGUAUUUUAUUUUAGUUAUUGGGCAGUGAUCGUCAAAGUACUGUUGGUGAGAUAGAAGUAAUAUAAGUAUAUUCACAAUUCCAAAGUGUGUUCUAGAAAAUAACUGGGAUCUAUGAAUAUUGUUUUCGACUUAUUAAGCAAAGAUUUGUUAAAAAAAAUGCCAAGUAGACUGCAUUGUAUACAUUGGAACGAAUUUAAUAAUACUCGUAUAGCAUGGUUGAACAUUCUGAGGCAGAAAUAUAUUUAAUAAAUGUAGUUGUACUAUCUAGACUGUAGAUACUUUGUUGUCAUAUUGCGUAUGUAUAGAAUACUAAAGUUGAUUUAUAGAGCGCUGCCGUUUGUUUUAUAAAUAUUUUUUUAAUAUGUCGAUUAGAUGAACUUUUCUUUUGCAUUCUUACGUAAAGUGUUUAUUUCAGUUUCUCUUCUUUUAUACGAAGGGUUCAAAAUAAGAAAGGUGUCACUGACAUAGGCAUUUGUUUCAAGAAUAAAAUUAUACGUUCACCACGUGUCCCAUAAGAGACCUAGUUUUUUUUUAUUUGUCCUUCAAAUUUUCUUCGAAUAUUAACUUUCCUCUACAAUCUUGAGUGUGUAUUUUUUCUUAAGUUUCCUCUUGCUUUAUUAAAAAAAAAACAGUUAAUUUAAUUCCGUGCCAAAAAAUGUGCAAAGAACAAUGUAAUGCUACGACAGUUUUCUUAUAUGUGACAUUAUACCGCUCUUAUAUUGUGCCCAAAGUUUUUUACCUAGACAUCUGACAAUAAUGAUUGUUUUUAUAUGUUUCAAUGUGUUUAGCAGUCUGCUUGUAUCGUGUAUAUAAUAACAUUACGGGUUGUAUAUAUUGUGUGUUGUUAUGGACUGAACAUGUCUGUCUUCCUUCCUCCUCGUAGCAAUAUCCAAUAGUCUCUCCUCCUGCCCCCUCCUCUUCGUUUAUUGAAAGACAACGAUCAUUGUAUUAUUUUUUAUUUGUUUUCAGAUUUUUGAGCAUACAGGGUAUUGUAUUUGUAUGCUUUUUGAUUAUUCCUUAGAUGGGGUUUUGUUUUACUUUGUUCUUAUUUUUAUUUUAUUAAUCAAUAAAUCGGAGACAUUCCUAAGAAGUUUUAGUUUUUUAUUUUGCAGAAAUAGUCGGAGAACACUUUUGAAUGAACUGGAGAAUGUUUUCAUAAGCACUUUGUUAUUAAUACACUGAAAAGUGGAUAGGUUUUUUAGUUAGUGCAAACACGGAUAUCCAAUAACUAUUUUGAGAGUUUAUAGAAAGUCAACGGGUUAACAUUUUUGCGUGGUACAUUGACAAGUGGAUUUUUUUCAACUAUGUUUUGUGUUUUUUUUCGACGUUUUGUAAAUACUUUUUGUUUUUCCUACAUUUAGUGAGCCAAUUUUCACCACUAGGAAAAUAUAGGUAGAUCACAAUACUUACAUUGUUAAAAAUAUUCAUAAUACAUACAUUGUUUUCAAUAUUUUUAGUGAAUAAGUUAUGAUGUAAAUAGAAAUAUUUCGGCAUAAUGUAAGAAUUAACAGAAGAAACACCCAUAAAUUGAAUAAAUAUAUUUAAGUAUGUUUAUAUACUACAUUUUUAAGCUUUCUGACAUAUAAUAUAGGUUUUUUUAAUGCAAAAUCGUGUAUUAUAGUUUUGCGUUAAGAGUUCAACUCAUGGGUAUUUUUAUAGUGUGAAUUUAGUCCAUUGUUAUGAAGGUACCUAAAUAUAUUUUUGGCAAAAAUACGGCUUCUUUGAGCAUUUCUAUACGAUUUUACACUUAAAAUUCCACUUUACGCAAUAAUCACUAUUACGUUAGACGCUUUCUAGGAAAGAAGUUAAUAAUUUUUUCGAUUAUAUACUGAUUUGUACCCAUCCGUCCUCUAUGUAUAACUACUUAAAUAAAAAAAGUAUAUUUUGAA